Messenger RNA from Rhodamnia argentea, 2430 nucleotides. RefSeq names its product rhamnogalacturonan I rhamnosyltransferase 1. Gene Ontology annotation, cellular component: chloroplast; cytoplasm. The transcript has 9 exons. The record is from RefSeq and is a predicted model, not a curated record. The coding region runs from base 505 to 1974 and encodes 489 amino acids. Lineage: Eukaryota; Viridiplantae; Streptophyta; Magnoliopsida; Myrtales; Myrtaceae.
AAUCACGGCAUCAAUAAACUCUCGCCCAUCUUUCUCUCUCUUCCUCAUCAAAGAAAAGCUUGAAACUCGUCAUUUCCAACCAAAUGAAAAAGCUCUGAUUUUUUUUUUUUUUCCGUCCUUUUGGUCAGUUGGUUUACGAGCAUCAGAGAAUGAUUAAGCAUCGGCAUUGCGCCAGGAUUGAGGAAUCUUCGGAUCGUUUCUGGGUUUCGAGAGGGAGAUCAUGAGAAGCUCGAGCAUGCGUUUAGCGGUUGUUCAUGCCCUUCGGUGGAUGAGAGCUCGUUCUGAUUCCAAUAGGCAACGGGGACGAGAGCUAUCGCGGUGGUGUGUGCUAGCUACGGCUUCGUGUUUCGAGGUUUCAUAGUUCUUUCGAUCGAGCAAUGUGGGCGUGUUGCUGAGGCCUGUUCGCGAUUCGGAAUCGAGGGUCUCUCCGGCGUUUGAAAUCGGACAAAGGGGGCGAGAGUUUUCCGUGUUCAAUGAGUUGGCGAUGAGGUGUGCAGGAGAGGAAUGGAGGUUAGAACGGAGGGCGGUAUUCAGGUGAGGUGCGACAAGCUACCGGCCCCGGUGAUCCCGAGGACGAGGCUGCAGGUUUGGUUCAUAUGGGUAUGCUCCAGCAUCUUGCUGUGGACCUGUUUGGUCCAGCUUGUCACGGUUGGGGAGCUGUGGCGGCCACAUUUCUUCGAGAGGAUAUCGAAUCGGCUGGCACAUUCUGAUCGUCUGCCGCUCGUCAUUGAAGAGACGGUUCGGUCGCCACUGCCAUUGCUUCCCGCAAGGAACUAUACAAGUAAUGGUUUUCUGAAAGUGUCUUGCAAUGGGGGUCUAAAUCAAAUGCGGGCUGCGAUCUGUGACAUGGUGACUAUUGCUCGCCUUUUGAAUCUCACUUUGGUAGUUCCGGAGCUCGAUAAAACAUCUUUUUGGGCUGACCCUAGUAAUUUUGAGGAUAUAUUUGACGUGAGACAUUUCAUCGACUCCCUAAGAGAUGAAGUUCGGAUUGUAAGAAGGCUGCCAAAGCGAUAUCAGCAGAAGUAUGGUUACCAACCCUUGCGAAUGGCCCCUGUUAGCUGGUCAAACGAAAAGUAUUAUUUGCAACAGAUUUUGCCACUAUUUAGCAAGCAUAAGGUGGUACAUUUCAAUAGAACGGAUGCUCGUUUGGCAAAUAAUGGAAUUUCACUAGAUCUUCAGAGGCUCAGAUGUCGAGUCAACUUUCACGCUCUAAAAUUUACUCCUCAGAUCGAGGCUCUGGGGAACAAAUUAGUCCGUCUCCUUCAAGAAAAGGGGUCUUUCAUGGCUUUGCAUCUAAGAUACGAGAUGGAUAUGUUGGCUUUCUCUGGAUGCACCCAUGGUUGUACAGCAGAAGAAGCUGAAGAGCUCAAGCGAAUGAGGUAUGCGUUCCCCUGGUGGAGGGAGAAAGAGAUUGUGGCUGAGGAAAGGAGAUCACAAGGUCUGUGUCCUCUGACUCCGGAAGAGACAUCAUUAGUUUUACAGGCCCUAGGUUUUGACAAAGACACGCAGAUUUACAUUGCAUCUGGAGAGAUCUAUGGAAGCGAACGGAGAUUAGCCGCAUUAAGGGCUGCAUUUCCACAUAUUGUUAAAAAGGAGAUGCUGCUGGAUCCGAAGGAGUUACAGCAGUUCCACAAUCACUCAUCACAAAUGGCGGCUCUAGAUUUUAUGGUAUCAAUAGCCAGCAAUACUUUCAUCCCUACAUAUGAUGGAAAUAUGGCAAAACUUGUGGAAGGUCACCGCAGAUAUCUUGGGUUUAAGAGAACCGUUCUGUUAGAUCGUAAAAGGCUUGUGGUGUUACUGGAUUUGCAUCAGAACGGGACACUUUCGCAGAAAAAUUUUGAAGUUGCUGUACGUUGGGCACAUGAGAAGAAGAUGGGACAGCCAAGUCAUCGUAGAGUUAUUGUCGAUAAGCCCAAGGAGGAGGAUUACUUCUAUGCAAAUCCUCUGGAGUGCCUUUGCCAGCAACCUGACUGAUGAUUUACCCAGCCCGGGCAAGAGGAAAUCCAGUGAAAUCUCUAGUUAAUUGCCGGCGAUGAUAGACUAUCAUCAUCUGAACGCGUUCCAACGCAAUAUGUUCAUGGGCUUGAAAUUCAAGUUGAUCUUUCCAAAAGUUGCAGCGCCCGUACAGCUGCGUUAUUUCUCCUUACAAGGAGAUAGGAAGACUCUCGAAUUUGAUGGACGAGUUACUCCGGCUUCAUCAUCGCAAAUGGCUUUUUGUUUGACCAUGAUAUGCAAAUGCCCGAAAGCCUAAUAAGAAGCGGCAAGCAAAGAAUUCUUGUCUUCCUUUCAGGGCAGCUACAAAGAUAAAAUUUAUCAUUUUUUCUUGUCUAUAGUUAACGAUUGUAAUCUGUUGAGAAGUCACUGAAAAUGAGUGUACAUUUUGCUGUUUCUGUGAUAACACAUAACGAAAGCUUAUUUGGUUCUUGUCUA